Clunio marinus is the source of this 303-nucleotide messenger RNA. The record is from the annotation of a GenBank genome assembly. Lineage: Eukaryota; Metazoa; Arthropoda; Insecta; Diptera; Chironomidae.
AUGGAAAAUAUUAAAACAGGCAAUGUAUUAAAAGAAGAAUUUGCGACUACAAAUUCAAGAUUUAAAGACAACCUUUUGACGAAAGAAGAUCUUCAAGCUUUUAUUAAUCAAAUAAAAGAUCUAAGUGAGGAUGAAAAAAAUAAAUUGAACGAAGACAUUGGACAGCGUAAAAUGAAUGCUGAUUACAUUAAAGAAAGAUCAAUGAAUGAACAUUCAAUUUCCACAAUUGAUGUGAAUUCUUCAGUUUUUGUUUCUAUUGUAAUGAUCUCGAUAGUUAUCACUAUAUUCGGUAAACUUUUGUAG